AUGGCCAGGUCCUGCCUCCGGGAUGGCAACCAAAGUCUGCCCGAUCCCAUGAACGGCGACGAAAAAUGGGCAUACUUCAAGAUGCUCUGCGACCUCGGCUACAAGGAGAUUGAGGUGUCCUUUCCCUCGGCCUCGCAAAUCGACUUUGACUUUACCCGCCGCCUGAUUGAGACGCCCGGCGCCGUCCCCGACGACGUCUUCCUGCAGGUCCUCUCCCCGUGCCGGCCGGACCUCAUCCGGCGCACCGUUGAGUCGGUCCGCGGCGCCAAAAACGCCAUCAUCCACAUCUAUCUCGCCACCAGCGCCUGCUUCCGGCAGGUCGUCUUUGGCUACACCGAGGAGCAGACGCUCGCGCUGGCCGUCGAGUGCGCGACCCUCGUCCGCACCCUCACAAAGGACGACCCGGCCACCGCCGGCACCAACUGGCAGUUUGAGUUUUCGCCCGAGUGUUUCUCCGAUACGGACCCGGCCUACGCCGUGCGCGUGUGCCAGGCCGUCAAGGCCGCCUGGGGCCCGGACAAUGCCAACGACAAGAUCAUCUUUAACCUGCCCGCCACUGUCGAGCUCGCCACGCCCAACAUUUACGCCGACCUCAUUGAGUACUUUUGCACGCACAUUGGUGACCGCGACUCCGUCUGCGUCUCGCUGCACCCGCACAACGACCGCGGCUGUAGUGUCGCCGCGGCCGAGCUUGGGCAGAUGGCCGGCGCGGACCGCGUCGAGGGUUGCCUAUUCGGCAACGGCGAGCGCACCGGCAACGUCGACCUCGUCACCCUGGCCCUGAAUCUGUACACGCAGGGCGUCAGCCCCCACGUGGACUUUUCCAACCUCAACCCUGUUAUUGACAUGGUCGAGUCGUGCACCAAGAUCCCCGUCCACCAGCGCGCUCCGUACGGCGGUAGCCUUGUCUGCGCCGCCUUUUCCGGCAGCCACCAGGACGCCAUCAAAAAGGGCUUCCAGAGCCGCCAGGCCCGCGGCCUAUCCGUCGAGGACCCCUGGGAUGCCAUGCCCUACCUGCCUCUCGACCCGCAGGAUAUCGGCCGCAACUACGAGGCCAUUAUCCGUAUCAACUCGCAGUCCGGCAAGGGCGGCAGCGCUUUCAUUCUGCAGACCAAGCUGCAGCUUGACCUGCCCCGCAGCUUCCAGGUGGCCUUUUCCAAUGUCGUCCAGCGCCGCGCCGAGGAACUCGGUCGUGAGCUGCUCGCCAACGAAAUUACGGACCUCUUUGAGUCGACGUACUUUCUCAACAACAACCCGCGCCUUACCCUCGUCGACUACAGCAUCACUCCCGAUCGCGAGGGGUCCGCCGCCGCGGCCGACGGCAAGACGCUCGACACCAAGAGCGCCCUGCGCAUCUUUGAGGGCGUCAUCGUCCUCGACGGCAAGGAGUACAGGCUGCGUGGCCGCGGCAACGGUCCCAUUUCCAGCAUGGCGGCCGCCCUCAAGGACGUCGGCAUCGACUUUGACGUCAAUGACUACAAGGAGCACGCCAUUGGUGAGGGCCGAAGCGUCAAGGCCGCGUCCUAUAUUGAGUGCAAGCCUACGGGCAUGAAGCAGACGGUGUGGGGUGUGGGCAUCCACGAAGACGUGGUGCAGAGCUCUCUCCUCGCUUUGUUGAGUGCUGCCAGUAACUUCAUGACGAGCCGGCCGACCAGCCCCAUCUUGAAGCCCAGAGUGGCGCCUAUUUCUUGA
This is a messenger RNA of Cordyceps militaris CM01, 1692 nucleotides long. Its product is annotated as 2-isopropylmalate synthase. The record is from RefSeq and is a predicted model, not a curated record. The transcript has 3 exons. Lineage: Eukaryota; Fungi; Ascomycota; Sordariomycetes; Hypocreales; Cordycipitaceae. Gene Ontology annotation, molecular function: 2-isopropylmalate synthase activity. Bases 1 to 1692 code for a protein of 563 amino acids. Gene Ontology annotation, biological process: L-leucine biosynthetic process. Gene Ontology annotation, cellular component: mitochondrion.